This is a messenger RNA of Durio zibethinus, 2173 nucleotides long. Its product is annotated as chitin elicitor receptor kinase 1-like. Lineage: Eukaryota; Viridiplantae; Streptophyta; Magnoliopsida; Malvales; Malvaceae. The record is from RefSeq and is a predicted model, not a curated record. Gene Ontology annotation, molecular function: ATP binding; transmembrane receptor protein kinase activity. Gene Ontology annotation, biological process: protein phosphorylation; innate immune response.
UUCAAACAUCUCCGGGUCCGGUCUACGGUCUCAAAUAUCGUCCAACCUCCUUCGACUCUCAUCUCCAAUUCUUAAAACCCUCCCAAAAUUCCAAUCUAGGGCUUCUAAGUUUCAAAAAUGUUACUAAAAUUAAUCUCAAUUGCGUUCCUUUUGAUGUCAAUUUCUUCGAUUACAGUAGAAUCAAGAUGCAGCGGAGGCUGCGAUCUGGCCUUAGCAUCGUACUACGUUUGGAACGGAACAAACCUGACCUUCAUAUCCGAGGUUCUUGAUUCAACCCUUUCACCUUCCUCGACAAUUAAUUUCGAUAAAAUCCUUAUUUACAACAAACAAGUUCCGAGCAAAGACAGCAUCGAUGCUUUUAGUAGACUCAACGUACCUUUCCCUUGCAAUACGUGCAUCGGAGACGAAUUCCUCGGCCACUUCUUCGACUUCAAAGUUAGGCGAGGCGACACUUACACAAAAAUCGCCACCGAAUAUUAUUCGAAUUUGACGACGGUUGAGUUGUUGCAGCAGUUUAAUACCCAUCCGGCGACGAAUAUACCGGAUAAUGCGACGAUUAGUGUGCCGGUUAAUUGUUCGUGUGGGGAUGCUACUAUUUCGAAGGAUUACGGGUUGUUUAUUACUUACCCGCUUCGACCCGAGGAUAAUAUGAGUACUGUGUUGACUCAGACGAAUCUGUCAUCGAAUUUUUCGGGGUUGGUGCAGAGAUACAACCCCGGGGCAAAUUUCAGUGCAGGAACAGGCUUGGUGUAUAUUCCGGGCAGAGAUGCUAAUGAUAGUUUUCCACCCUUCAAAUCAAGCACAGGAGGAAUUUCAGGUGGAGUUAUCGCUGGGAUAUCUAUGGCAGCCAUAGCUGUAUUGCUGUUGCUGGCAGUUGGUCUAUAUGUUGGAUUUUUCCGAAAGACGAAGGUAAAGGAAUCAACAUUGCUUUCGACAGACUCCCAAGAUUUAUCAGCUCAAGGUGGGAAAGUUUUUGGAAGUAAAGCAGCAGAAUCAGCUGGGGCAGUUGCUGCUUCUCCAGGCCUCACUGGCGUUACUGUAGACAAAUCAGUUGAGUUCUCAUAUGAAGAACUUGCCCAGGCGACUGAUAAUUUCAGUAUGGCGAACAAGAUUGGUCAAGGUGGCUUCGGAGCUGUUUACUACGCAAAUCUGAGAGGCGAGGAAGCUGCAAUCAAGAAGAUGGAUACGCAGGCAUCCAAAGAAUUUCUGGCUGAAUUAAAGGUUUUGACACAUGUUCAUCACCUGAACCUGGUGCGUUUAAUCGGUUAUUGUGUUGAAGAAUCUCUUUUCCUAGUAUACGAAUACAUUGAGAAUGGCAAUCUAAGUCAGCAUUUGCGAGGCUCAAGCAGGGAACCACUUCCUUGGUCUACUCGACUGCAAAUUGCCCUCGACUCAGCCAGAGGUCUUGAAUAUAUCCAUGAGCAUACUGUCCCCGUUUACAUUCACCGUGACAUUAAAUCAGCUAAUAUAUUGAUAGACAAAAACUUCCGUGCAAAGGUUGCUGAUUUUGGAUUAACAAAACUGACUGAAGUCGAAAGUGCAUUGCUACACACACGUCUUGUUGGAACAUUUGGAUACAUGCCUCCAGAAUAUGCUCAAUAUGGUGAAGUUUCUCCUAAAGUAGAUGUAUAUGCCUUUGGGGUUGUGCUUUAUGAGCUUAUUUCUGCUAAAGAAGCUAUUGUCAAGGCAAAUGGCUCUGUUGCUGAAUCGAUGGGUCUUGUUGCUCUGUUCGAGGAUGCCCUUAAUGACCAUGAUCCUAAAGAAGAGCUUUGUAAACUUGUUGAUUCGAGGCUUGGAGAUAAUUACCCGCUAGACUCUGUGUUUAUGGUGGCUCAGCUUGCCAAAGUGUGUACACAUGAAAAUCCUCAGCUACGACCAAGUAUGAGGUCUAUAGUGGUUGCCCUGUCGACUCUUUCAUCCACAACAGAGGAUUGGAAUGUUGGUUCUUUAUAUGAAAAUCAAGAUCUUGUCAACCUUAUGUCAGGACGGUAAAGAGUCUUUUCCAGAAAAUUGUUCAUGUGGUCACUGAGAUCACUUUUUUACAGGUCACUUCAAACUAAUUACCACAAUUAAUCGAUCAAAAUUUAGAGUUACGCAUGAUAUAUCAUCAUAUUAGCUAAAAAUUACAUUUAUAAACGAUGAAUUUUUAUAUAAUUUUUUAUUAUAAUUGAAC